UUGUCAAUUUGCAGUGGGCUAAACAUUGACUGUGAUGAGAUUUUGGUUGUCAUGUGCAAAUGGGUACAGCCCAGUAACAGUACAGACAUGCACAAGAUGAAUAGUGUCAUAGCUUCUUUGGAUUUGGGCAGAGUGCUGAGAUUGACAUUGUUUUAGAUGGCACAGAGAACCGUAAAAUGGCAGAUAUCAAGUCGGAGGAUGGGAAAAAAGAGAGACAUUAUCUUUUUUACGAUGGAGAGACUGUAUCUGGGAAGGUGAAUGUAACCCUGAAAAAGUAUGGAUCAAAGCUGGAAUGCCAAGGAAUAAAAGUAGAAUUCAUUGGUAAGAUUGAACUCUAUUAUGUCAGAGGCAAUCAUCAUGAAUUCACAUCUCUAGUCAAAGAACUAGCUUGUCCUGGUGAACUUAUGCAAAAUAUGUCCUAUGCUUUUGAGUUCCUCAACGUUGAAAAGCCUUUAGAGUUGUACACUGGUUCAAAUGUACGACUUCGGUAUUUUUUGAGAGUUACUAUUGUGAGAAGGCUUUCAGACAUAAUUAAGGAAAUGGAUAUUGUUGUUCACACCUUAUCUUGCUACCCAGAAAUGAACAACAGCAUAAAAAUGGAAGUUGGCAUAGAAGACUGCUUACAUAUAGAAUUUGAGUACAAUAAAUCAAAGUAUCAUUUAAAAGACGUUAUAGCGGGAAAGAUAUACUUUUUGCUUGUGCGCAUAAAAAUCAAACAUAUGGAGAUUGCAAUAAUCAAAAGGGAAACCACAGGAUCUGGAAAUAACGUAAUGGUGAAAGGGUGAAAAAACUCGAAAAAAUCUUCAAACAUCCUCAAGGACAUCACCCCAACUGCCUCAUGCAAUUCCAGGAACUCAGGAACACACCUCCAACCAACCAAUUGAAGAUAUGAAACGAGAAGACGAAGACAAGGGUACAGUGUCAGGUGCUGAGAAUGAUUUGAGAAGGAAAGCGCCUGUUGAUGGUGACAAGGCUGAUGACUGACUGCACAAAAGCCAGAUUGUGUAAAGUACUAUGCAGAUAAGUUCACAUGCUCCCAUUCCUGAUGCACAUGGUCAUGUGAAAUAUGUAACUGUGCUUAAGAACUUCGAGUAUUUACUACUGGGAGUGCUGUUCUCAUUACUCAGUGACUCUGUACAUAGCACACAUUUGUUGUAACUAUAUUCAGUGUGCAGUAUGUAUCAAUUUUGUCCUACAAAUACUGUGUUUUUCUUGUAUGAUGUAUUGCAUAUAUGUGCCAUUAUCUUCAGGAGAUGUGAAAUGUCUGUAUAGUCUUUUACAAAGCAGCUUUUAGUAAAAGAAUGUUGUUCUCUAAAUAUUUUGUUAUGUGAAAAGACAGCAAUCAAAUCAGUGCUGCUGUUGAAAUGUUAUAACUCGAAGUGGGAUUUAUACAUUCUGGGUAACAUUAUGAUUCAAUAUAUACAUAUUGAAUGACAUCAUGAUUCAAAAAGGAAAAAUUGAGCCUUUUAUGAAAGUAGUUUUUUUGAAGUGUUAUUUUAUACCAGUGUCUGGCACUACUUUCUUUUUGCAGUGUUUCUGAUGUGAUAUGUCCUUUAUGUGUGUUUAUGU
This is a messenger RNA of Schistocerca piceifrons (Central American locust), 1569 nucleotides long. RefSeq names its product vacuolar protein sorting-associated protein 26B-like. Lineage: Eukaryota; Metazoa; Arthropoda; Insecta; Orthoptera; Acrididae. Gene Ontology annotation, cellular component: endosome; retromer complex. The transcript has 6 exons. Gene Ontology annotation, biological process: retrograde transport, endosome to Golgi; intracellular protein transport. The record is from RefSeq and is a predicted model, not a curated record. The coding region runs from base 177 to 785 and encodes 202 amino acids.